CACAGUGGAAUAAGCGCCACAUUUUUGCUGCGCGAGAUUAUAUUUUGGCGUUUUCUGUGUCCUGCAUUAGCAAAAGAGAAUUAAAGGCACAGAUCAGGAAUAACUGGGAUGCACCAUGAGUUUAUUUGGCCAAAGCUCCGGGUUUGGAACAGGAGGGACAGGUGUCUUUGGAAGCACAACGACAGACAGCCACAAUCCCAUGAAGGAUGUUGAAGUGACAUCACCACCAGAUGACAGCAUUAGCUGUCUGGCCUUCAGCCCCCCCACCAUGCCGGGGAACUUCCUCAUCGGUGGAUCGUGGGCUAAUGAUGUCCGAUGCUGGGAAGUGCAGGACAACGGACAGACUGUCCCCAAAGCCCAACAGAUGCACACAGGUCCAGUGCUGGAUGCAUGCUGGAGUGAUGAUGGGAGUAAAGUCUUCACUGCUUCCUGUGACAAGACAGCCAAGAUGUGGGAUCUUAACAGCAAUCAAGCAAUGCAGAUUGCACAGCAUGACGGCCCAAUCAAAGCGAUCCACUGGAUUAAAGCCCCUAACUACAGCUGUAUCAUGACUGGCAGCUGGGACAAAACACUGAAGUUCUGGGACACUCGCUCUCCCAAUCCCAUGAUGUCUCUGCAGAUGCCAGAGAGAUGUUACUGUGCAGAUGUUGUGUACCCCAUGGCAGUGGUUGCCACAGCUGAAAGAGGCCUGAUAGUGUACCAACUGGAGAACCAGCCCUCUGAGUUCCGCAGAAUAGACUCUCCUCUUAAACAUCAGCACCGCUGUGUUGCCAUAUUCAAGGACAAGCAGAACAAGCCAACAGGCUUUGCACUGGGAAGCAUUGAGGGACGAGUUGCCAUCCACUACAUCAACCCUCCGAACCCAGCCAAAGACAACUUUACCUUCAAGUGCCACAGGUCCAAUGGAACUAACACAACCACUCCACAGGACAUCUAUGCUGUGAACGCCAUCUCCUUCCAUCCUGUCCACGGCACCCUGGCCACUGUGGGCUCAGAUGGACGCUUCAGCUUCUGGGACAAAGACGCCCGCACCAAGUUGAAGACCUCGGAGCAGCUCGACCAGCCCAUUACGGCAUGCUGCUUCAACCACAAUGGCAACAUCUUUGCAUAUGCUUCCAGUUACGACUGGUCGAAGGGCCAUGAGUACUACAACCCCCAGAAAAAGAACUACAUCUUCCUGAGGAACGCCGCAGAGGAGCUGAAGCCUCGGAACAAGAAAUGAUUCAUCGUGCCAAGUCGCAUCUCUUGUGGGGAAAUGCGGAAGACCUGCUGCUUUAGUGUGUGUAUACGCUCAAGACAGACUCCUUCCUUUCGGCAAACACCUGGACCAAUGCCACGGUGCGUUCUGUGCAUGGACCAAUCAGAGGGGCCCACCCAACCUGGCGUUGAUGACAACUCUGUGACAAUUGGUCUUAUUGGUCAUCAUAGAAGGGGAGGGAUUUAUUUGUCAUUCAUAUUGAUGUUUGGAUUUUUUUUUUUUAUGUGUCCAGCUCCUCAUUUUUUACAGCCUUCCAAAGACUCUUCAUUCUCUUUUGAUUUGCUGUUACUCCAUGGCCCCAUUCAUGAAACCUGGAUGUAAAAUAAAUAACUAAGUGCAUACUCAUAGAUUUGAACAUUUAUUCUCACUUAAGGGAGAAAAUAGGGAUAAAGAAAUAACAUGUUGCGUUGGCUGUACUGUUUGUUGGGGGAUUCUCAGAACUGUAUUAUGCAUGUUAAACCAUAAAAGUGACCUCUAUCUCAUAUUUCAGUUGUACAAACUCUUCAUCAUGUGGGUUCCUGAACAUGGAAAUGAUCACAAAGUCAAAAAA
Messenger RNA from Scomber japonicus (chub mackerel), 1808 nucleotides. RefSeq names its product ribonucleic acid export 1 (gene rae1). Gene Ontology annotation, molecular function: RNA binding; ubiquitin binding. Gene Ontology annotation, biological process: transcription-dependent tethering of RNA polymerase II gene DNA at nuclear periphery; RNA export from nucleus. The transcript has 13 exons. NCBI's taxonomy places the organism in Eukaryota, Metazoa, Chordata, Actinopteri, Scombriformes, Scombridae. Bases 116 to 1222 code for a protein of 368 amino acids. Gene Ontology annotation, cellular component: nuclear pore. The record is from RefSeq and is a predicted model, not a curated record.